UCUCAAAAUGAACUCAAUCGACGAUCCAAAGUUCCACGUGCUGGAUUAUGUAAUUAUGGUGCUAUUUCUGGUAAUAUCCUCGGCAAUUGGAAUUUACUACGGAUUUUACAAAAAACAAACAACGCCAGAAGAGUACCUUCUUGGUGGACGGCAAAUGAACCUACUGCCAGUCGCCAUGUCCCUCGUCGUCACCUACCAGUCAGCGGUGUCCGUCCUCGGCAUUCCCAUGGAGCACUACGUUUACACCACGAUGUCGGACUACCUAUGGGUUGCAAUCAUGGCCGACAAUGCCAUCCAAGCUCUGUUGUUAGUGCCGCUCUUCUACCCACUUAGGCUCACUAGCACAUAUGAGUACUUCGGUCGCCGUUUCAAGUCGAGAGCUGUUCAAUUGCUUGGAACGAUUAUGGGAAUGCUUCAAACGUUACUCUAUAUGGCCAUUGUCUUGCUUGCACCCGCUCUCGCACUUGAAGCUGUUGCUGGCAUUCCUUUAUGGCUGUCGGUAGUUAUGGUCGGUAUCAUUGGGACAUUUUACACUUCCAUAGGUGGUUUACGAACAGUAAUUUGGACAGACGUUUUCCAGUUUAUUAUACUGUAUGGAGGGCUGCUCGUUAUCCUUAUAUUGGGAAUAAACAAGGUCGGUGGCAUGAAACGUAUGGGAGAAAUCGCCAUCGCUGGAGGCCGAGUCAAUUUCAGCAUAAUUGACCCGGACCCCCGAGUUCGGCACACGGUAUGGGGACUGCUGAUUGGCGGAAUUUUCAACUGGUUACCGAACUGCUGCAACCAGUCAGCCGUACAGAGAAUCUGCUCCAUGAAAUCCAUCAGGGAUGCUAAAAUAUCGUGUCUAUUGAACAUCCCGUUUUUGGUGAUCUACGGAGUUUUGCUAGCCCUGGUGGGUCUCCUGUUAUAUGCCUACUUCACACUGGAGCAAUGUGACCCUUACCUAUCAGGUGCUAUUUCAAACAAUAACCAGCUGGUUCCCUAUUUUGUGAUGCGAGUGUUCCGCAAUGUUCCUGGCUUAGCGGGAUUAUUCAUAGCAGCCUUGUUCAGCGGAGCGCUCAGCUCUUUGUCCUCAGGCAUAAACUCCAUGUCGGCGAAUACAUUGCAAGAUCUUCUCAUCGACGUCUUGAAGGACGCUCAACAGUACAAGAAAACAAUGAUUGCAAAACUUGUUGUCUUAGUAUACGGCGCCCUUGCUGUUGGUCUUGCGUACCUAGCUCGUUCGUUGACGGGACCUAUCACACAGAUAGGUGUUACUGCAAUGGGAGCUACUGGUGGGCCGAUGGUCGGUAUCAUCUUUCUAGGGGCAACGUUUCCACAAGCAAACUGGAUAGGAGCGUUUGCAGGCGGAAUCAUCGGUAUUGUUGUAAACAUGUGGGUAGCACUUGGCUCCUUCCUUUACGGGGCAAAGGCCCCGACAUCCCUUCCUGUCUCAAUAGAAGGUUGCCUCACAAAAAACCUGACAUCAAUGUCCGCGUUCAACCUGACAAAUACACUUGCCACUGUAACAAACUUUACGACGACUGAACGUGUUCAAGAAGGCACGCAUCUAGCUAUUUAUGACAUAUCCUACAUGUACUUUGGUCUGCUUGGAUUUAUGGUCACAUUUAUAUGUGGACUGGCUAUCAGCAUGUGUACGGGUAUGGAUAGGGAAGAUCCGACAGAGGAAGAAUAUAUUUUUCCCUGUCUCCGUGGGUUCUGGAAAAUUGGCUACACCAAAACCUCAAAUCAACCCGUUGACGCUGCCGAGAUGUCGAAGACAGAUGUCCAGCUAGAGAACACUGUUCCAGUCGAAAACCUGGAAAUAGAAGUGUAUCAUGAUAAAACAAUUGUGAAAUAACAGAGUAAUGGUUAAUCAUAAAGUACUUAAUAUAACUACAGUCCAAACUCGCUAUGUCGACGUCGGAUAUCUCUGCUUGUGUCGAUUUUUCUAUCUCGAUUUUUUUUUCGCUAUGUAGACCUCCUAUUUCAGUCCCUGUGGUCGAUUUCCCUUGUUGCUUAUGUCGAACAAAUAGAUCGAGUUGUAGGUGCGAAAAUAUUCAAUACGGUUUGCGGCAUGUCGCUAAAUUACCAUUCGUGUCAAAAUAAAAAAAAACUGUCAUAAUUGGAGUUUAAUUGGUUAAUGUGAAUAAUAUAAAGUUGUUUGUCUAUGUAUUUGAUAAAAGAGACUUUUAUUGCUCAAGCUAUUCAUUGAAACGCACAAGGACUUCGAUGACAUCAUCGGAAAAUUCGACAGCAUUGAAAGUUACGUGACAUAUUUUUCUCUAUACUGCAUGUAGAAAACAAACAGGCACAGGCGCGUAGGAGCUGGGGCCGGAGGGGCCUCGACCGCGACCCCAAUAUUUUGACAAGUAACGGCAAUGGGGCCGCGAAUAUUUGAUACCGAUUUUCAUAAUAAUCGUAUUUAAAACAAAGCUACGCUCAUAUAGAUCAAUACCAGUCUGAGUAAACAGGUCACCAUGUCAUAAUUAAACCUGUGACCAUCUAGCUAUUUGUCCUGUGACACCAUGCCAUGAAAACAGUCGGCGGAUUAACAAAGACGGGUAAGUGAAAGAAGAGGCAAUAAGACAAUUAUUAUUUGUAUCGUUUUUGACCUUUCAAAAAGUUUAGUUCAUUGUGAUGAUUGCAAUUACUCGUUAAAAUAGAAAUGUCAUUAAAUAGCCAGCAAUAUGUUACUAUGUAAUUUCAACCUCGCCACAUGAAAGUUAGACUUUAAAAUAGACUUUCCGAAUGACCCUAAAGUUUUAAAUUUUCAAAGAGAUCUUUUGUCACUAGAAAAAAUGAACACAUGUCUUUCAACUCGAAAUGGUUCAAAAGUCACUCGUGGUCUCACUAUAAACGGGUUAACUGUGCUAAUUUGUUAUUUAGCAUACAUUGUGAGACUGCAAAUAUGAACACAUGCUACUAAACGAUUAUAGUUUUAUAUCCAUCAACUAUUUUAACCGAAAAAGGUUUAGAUAAAAACAUUAAAAUAAAACCUGAACUCACUGGAAAUCGAGUCCUUCAAUGCUAAAAAUUAAAAAAAAACAUCUCGAAGGUAGGGGACAUCCCUCCCGUGCCAACCCCUUCCGCGGCCCCAGAGUCAAUUUCCUUCCUACGCGCCUGAGGCAUAACGAAUUUGCUAUUUUAAGUUGUUGUCAUAUGUGCUAUACCGUUUUCUUACAAUGUACAAGUGUAUGUAAUUGUGGUUUUAAAUCUGUUUUGUGUAACCCAUGAAGUGAAUUAAAUAAAUUUGACACAAAUAAAUAUUUUUUUCAUUCUAUUUCCAAUGAUACGUUUGCUGCUUUCAUGACGGUAACAAGACCUUUCAGUUGCAGAAGUUGGAUGUCGGACUUAAAUCAAACUCAAACGCGUCGGAAUUGGUGAAUUUUUUUAUGCAAUUCGGAUGUGUCGAAUGUUCGUUAUCUCGACUUUUCCCCCUAGGUCCCGACAAAGUCGACACAACGAGUUUCGACUGUAUAUUACUUAUAAGGAGAUUAAUUUUUAGUAUUAUGCCUCAGCAUCAUUUUCAUUGUUAUUGGUUUGGUUAACGUGCUUGUCUAUAUAUUUACCAUCAUACUAUUAUGUAAUAAUACUAUAAUUAGUC
This is a messenger RNA of Mya arenaria, 3583 nucleotides long. RefSeq names its product sodium-coupled monocarboxylate transporter 2-like. Gene Ontology annotation, biological process: sodium ion transport; transmembrane transport. Lineage: Eukaryota; Metazoa; Mollusca; Bivalvia; Myida; Myidae. Gene Ontology annotation, molecular function: symporter activity. Gene Ontology annotation, cellular component: membrane. The record is from RefSeq and is a predicted model, not a curated record. The coding region runs from base 8 to 1837 and encodes 609 amino acids. The transcript is spliced from 17 exons.